CUUUUCCUUCUUAUCGGCGGCCAUUACAUUGUGGUGGAUUUAGAAUCCGUCAGAAUCUUGGCCAAAAAACUGCCAUCAUGUCCGAGCAACUUGUUCUAAAGGGAACUCUUAAGGGUCACAAUGGAUGGGUCACUCAGAUUGCCACGAAUCCUACGAAUCCAGAUACAAUUUUGUCUAGUUCUCGAGACAAAACCAUCAUCAGCUGGAAGUUGACCAGAGAUGAUACCAACUAUGGUAUUCCAGAUAAGUGUCUUAGAGGACACAAUCACUUUGUAUCUGACGUUGUCAUGUCAUCUGAUGGACAGUUUGCUUUAUCUGGUUCUUGGGAUAAAACCCUCCGUCUGUGGGAUCUGAAUGCUGGAGUGACCACUCGUCAGUUUGUCGGCCAUACCAAGGAUGUCCUGAGUGUUGCUUUCUCUGCUGACAACAGACAAAUCGUGUCAGGAUCCAGAGAUAAUACCAUUAAACUGUGGAACACCCUUGGUGUUUGCAAGUACACCAUCAAUGAAGAAAAUCAUACUGAGUGGGUUUCCUGUGUGCGAUUUUCACCCAACACUGGUAACCCCAUUAUUGUAUCAGCAAGCUGGGACAAACUUGUCAAGGUGUGGAAUUUGACCAACUGCCGUCUAAAGACCAACCAUGUUGGACAUACAGGGUAUCUUAACUGCGUCACAGUGUCUCCUGAUGGCUCAUUGUGUGCAUCUGGUGGCAAGGAUGGUCAGGCCAUGCUUUGGGACCUCAAUGAAGGCAAACACUUGUACACAUUGAAUGGUGGCGAUAUCUUGAAUGCCAUGACAUUCAGUCCCAACAGAUACUGGCUUUGUGCAGCUGCAGGCCCUAGCAUUAAAAUCUGGGAUUUGGAAGGCAAGUCACUUGUCGAUGAGCUUCGUCCUGAGAUUAUUAACAUGGGUGGCAAAGUUCAAUCUGCUGAUUGUAUUUCUCUGGCCUGGUCACCAGACGGACAGACACUAUUUGCUGGCUAUACAGACAGUGUUAUCAGAGUGUGGCAAGUCACAAAAGCUUAGAUCCCUCCAUUAGACCAAUUAUUGUAUAAUAAUUGAAACAAUAAAAAGUUCAAUUCCACCUUA
Molecule: messenger RNA, 1088 nt
Organism: Exaiptasia diaphana
Lineage: Eukaryota; Metazoa; Cnidaria; Anthozoa; Actiniaria; Aiptasiidae
Product: guanine nucleotide-binding protein subunit beta-like protein
Exons: 6
Coding region: 78-1025 (315 amino acids)
Biological process (GO): positive regulation of protein phosphorylation; rescue of stalled cytosolic ribosome
Cellular component (GO): cytosol; nucleus
Molecular function (GO): translation regulator activity; ribosome binding; protein kinase C binding
Source: RefSeq, a predicted model, not a curated record